AUGGAGACUUUCUACACCUACACCAUCCCAAAGGAAGACCAUGACCCCAUUGACCUUGAGGACCUAGAGGUGGCUAGUGGUUCAGAACUGGUGCUGCUGGCCAAACACCUGCUGAAGCCGCUGCCCUCGGACAAGCAGGUUGAGACUGGGCCCUUCCUGGAGGCGGUGUCCCACCUGCCACCCUUCUUUGAUUGCCUUGGGUCCCCAGUGUUUAGUCCCAUCAAGGCAGACAUAAGUGGUAACAUCACAAAAAUCAAGGCUGUGUUCAACACCGACCGGGCCAAGUUCUGGACCCUGCAGAAUAUCCUAGAGGUGGAGAAGAAAAUGUAUAGAGGAGAGUGGUGCCAAGUGGGGGCCAUGCUGGUGCUGAUGUGGCUGAAAAGGGGCCUCUGCUUCAUAUGGGUCUUCCUACAGAGCAUCUGUGACAGGGAGCAGGACGAGAGCCACCCCAACCUCAUCCGCAUCAAUGCCACCAAGGUAGCGCUGUGUGCCGCGCCCUACAAGCCCAACUUCCUGAAAGCGCUCUCCAGAGGCCAGAACAUGAUGGAGGAAGAGUGCCUGGAAAAGGUCCGCCUGGAGAUGAUGUCAACAACCACCACUGACGUCAUCUACGAAAUGUACACCAACAUGAAUGCCGAGCUCAACUACAAGGUGUAG
Messenger RNA from Myotis daubentonii (Daubenton's bat), 657 nucleotides. Its product is annotated as glycolipid transfer protein-like. NCBI's taxonomy places the organism in Eukaryota, Metazoa, Chordata, Mammalia, Chiroptera, Vespertilionidae. The transcript has 3 exons. The record is from RefSeq and is a predicted model, not a curated record. Bases 1 to 657 code for a protein of 218 amino acids.